This is a messenger RNA of Ascoidea rubescens DSM 1968, 2700 nucleotides long. RefSeq names its product bifunctional aminoimidazole ribotide synthase/glycinamide ribotide synthase (gene ADE57). Lineage: Eukaryota; Fungi; Ascomycota; Saccharomycetes; Ascoideales; Ascoideaceae. The coding region runs from base 156 to 2537 and encodes 793 amino acids. Gene Ontology annotation, molecular function: metal ion binding; ATP binding; phosphoribosylformylglycinamidine cyclo-ligase activity. Gene Ontology annotation, biological process: adenine biosynthetic process; 'de novo' IMP biosynthetic process. The transcript has a single exon. The record is from RefSeq and is a predicted model, not a curated record. Gene Ontology annotation, cellular component: cytosol.
GGAGAAGAAAAAAAAUUUUAAUGGAGAUGACAACGAUUUUAUUAAUCGCAAAGAUUUCUUAAACUGCUUCAGCUGUUUCGCUUUUGAUUAUAAUUAUUAUAUUUUGAACAUAUUCUUUUAUUCCUUUAAACUUUUAUUUUUAGCUGUCGUUGGAGAUGUCUUUGAAUAUCUUGUUACUUGGUAAUGGUGGUCGUGAAUCUGCUUUAUCCUAUUUCUUAAACAAAUCUGAUUCUGUGAGCAAAAUUUAUAUUGCCCCUGGAAACGCAAAUCAAAUUAAAAAUUCCAAAAUUGAAAAUGUCCCAAUCAAUACUAAUAAAUCAGAUUUCCCUAAGUUGUUAGACUUUUCCUUAAAAAAAGACAUCAAUUUAGUUAUUCCAGGCCCAGAACAACCUCUAGUUGAUGGUAUUUCUAAAGUUUUCCAAAACCAUGGUAUUCCAGUAUUUGGUCCAUCUGAAUUAGCUGCUAGAAUGGAAGGUUCAAAAACUUUUUCAAAAGACUUUAUGAAGAAACAUAGUAUUCCCACCGCAAAAUAUCAAAAUUUUAGUGAUUAUGAAAGUGCAAAAAAUUACAUUGACUCAAUUGAUUAUGAUAUUGUCAUCAAAGCCUCCGGUAUUGCUGGUGGUAAAGGUGUUUUAAUUCCUCAAUCCAAACAGGAGGCCUUAGAUGGUUUGCAUCAAGUUAUGGUUCAAAAAAAUUUCGGUGAUGCCGGUGAUGAAGUGGUUAUCGAGGAAUUUCUUCAAGGCGAUGAAUUAUCAAUUUUAGCCUUUUCGGACGGUUAUACAAUCAUAGAUUUACCUCCUGCACAGGACCACAAAAGAAUUGGAAAUAAUGAUACUGGCUUAAAUACUGGUGGCAUGGGGACAUACGCUCCUGCUCCUGUUGGAACUCCAAAACUAUUAAAAAAAAUUAGAGAAACUAUUCUUAAACCAACAAUUGAUGGUAUGAGGAAAGAUGGCUUUCCAUUUGUUGGUAUGUUAUUCACCGGUAUUAUGCUAACUAAGUCCGGUCCAAAAGUUUUGGAAUAUAAUGUUAGAUUUGGAGAUCCAGAAACCCAAAGUGUUUUACCUCUUCUUUCAGAUGAUAGUGAUUUAGCUCAAAUUUGUCUUGCUUGUGCUGAACAUAGAUUAGAUUCCGUUAAAGUUGAUGUUAAAGAAGAUUGUUUUGCAACUACAGUUGUUAUGGCCGCUCAAGGUUAUCCGGAAUCCUAUAAAACUGGAGAUGAAAUUGUAGUUGAUUACAAUAAUUUACCUCAAAACUCUUACAUUUUUCAUGCUGGAACUAAAUACAAUUCUGAGGGAAAAAUCGUCACCAGUGGUGGUAGAGUUAUUGCUGCUACUGCUUUUGGAAAAACAUUAGAAAAAGCUGUUGCAAGUGCUUAUAAAGGUGUUGAUUGUGUUCACUUCAAUGGAAAGUAUUUUAGAACGGAUAUCGCUUAUAGAGCUUUCAAAGAUCAAAAGAAUGUUGUAGCUAAUUCAACUAUUACCUAUGAAGAUGCCGGUGUUUCUGUUGACAAUGGUAAUUUGUUGGUUGAUCAAAUUAAACAAAAAGUCAAGUCAACACAAAGACCUGGUGCUGAUUCUGAUAUCGGUGGCUUUGGUGGUUUAUUUGAUUUAAAAGCUAGUGGCUAUAGUGCAUCUGAAGCUCUUUUAGUUGCUGCAACUGAUGGUGUUGGUACAAAACUAAUAAUAGCUCAAGAGAUGAAUAUUCAUAAUACUGUUGGAAUUGAUUUGGUUGCUAUGAAUGUAAAUGACUUGGUUGUACAAGGUGCAGAACCACUAUUAUUUCUAGACUAUUUUGCUACCGGAAGUUUAGACAUUAAGGUAGCUACUGAUUUUGUUUCGGGUGUUGCUGAUGGUUGUAUUCAAGCUGGAUGUGCUCUCAUUGGAGGUGAAACAUCAGAAAUGCCUGGAAUGUAUGGUCCUGGUCAUUACGAUACCAAUGGAACAUCUGUUGGAGCUGUUUUAAAAUCAAAUAUACUUCCAAAAACCAACAUAAUGUCUAAAGGAAACGUUAUUUUAGGUUUAGCUUCAAAUGGUUUACAUUCCAAUGGUUACUCUUUAGUCAGAAAAAUCAUUAAAGUUAAAGAAUUAUCGUGGUUUGAUAAAGCUCCUUGGGAUUCUAACACCUCUGUCGGUAAAAGCUGUUUAACCCCAACUAAGAUUUAUGUUAAACAACUAUUGCCAUUGAUUUCCAAAGGUUUGGUUUUAGGUUUGGCUAAUAUCACCGGUGGAGGAUUAGUCGAAAACAUACCAAGAGCUCUUCCUAAACAUUUAUCCGCUAAAAUUGAUAUGAAAUCUUGGAACGUUCCUGAGAUUUUCAAAUGGUUUGGGAAAGUAGGUAAUAUUCCUACAGAUGAUAUAUUCAAAACUUUCAAUAUGGGUAUUGGAAUGGCUUUAAUUUGUGAAAAAGCUUCUGUUAAUCAAGUCACUAAAUUGUUAGAAGAAUCAGGUGAAACAGUUUACCAAAUCGGUGAAUUAAUUGAUAGAAACGAUUCAACCCCAGGCUGCUUUAUUGAAAAUACCAAUUCACUAUACUGAAAAAUUAAUUAAAGCUUUUCUUCCUUUUUCUUACGAUUUUUUUAAGUUAUUAUAUUUAUAGUUUAAAUUGAUAUAAUAAUAUUAUUAUAGGAUAUCUUUUCUACAACCAUAGCCAAAAGGAUUAUAAAAAAAAGUACCAAGAAAAUAAAAAUAUAAAAAAGAA